AUGCCGCACUCGAACAUUGCAGCACUCCUCCCGUCUCCCAAAGCACCUGCUCUCACCGUCUCUCCUGCCCCCUACUCACCUCCGUCUCCUGGCGAAGUGGUUAUCAGAGCUCACUCCGUGGCAAUAAACCCUGCCGACUGGGCAAUCCAACGGCUCGGUAUCCUCAUCUCAGAAGAAGACGGCUACCCAUGUAUCCUCGGAUGCGACGUUGCUGGGGAGGUGGUUGAGCUUCCCCAGGAAGGACAAGCAGACGAACGCGUCUCUAAACUUAGGAUUGGCGAUCGUGUAAUCGGCCAAACAUCGCCACUAAGGGUCAAAGAUUGGAAAGACUCGGAGCUCAAUGAGGAUGACCUCGAACAAUGGCGCGGGAAAAAGGUGUACGCCUACUCUUCCUUCCAAACGUACGUGGUUCUUCCUUCGCCGUUCGUGGCAAAGAUCCCCGACAGCAUGACCUACGAAGAGGCGGCCGUAUUGCCGCUCGGCGUGACCACCGCCGCAAGUUGCCUUUUCCCAGAGGUGAUGCUGGGAUUGGACAUGCCUCCCAUGAAAGGCACAGCCGUGAAGAACAGCAAGACCCUCGUGGUCUGGGGAGCCUCAUCAAGCGUGGGCUCCUGCGGCGUCCAACUCGCCGCGCUGGCGGGCUACACGGUUGUCGGUGUCUGUUCGCAGAGAAAUCAUGACAUGGUCAGGUCGCUGGGCGCGGAGGAAUGUUUCGACCAAGGAGAUCCAAACAUCGUCGAGUCUGUGAUCUCAUACCUCAAGAGUCAAGGCCAAGAGGUAGUUGGGGCGUACGACGCCAUCUCCACGUCUCCGACCCUGCAACCUCUCUGUGAGAUACUUCACGGAUGUGGUGGUCGCAAGUUCAUUGCCUCGGUCUUCCCAGGCGCCGAACAGCACGCCAAACACGACGUGUCGAUUGUGACCAACCUGGCAACGGUGGGUGACUUUGCCACUGGUCUCGCGCCAGCGAUAUGGAGUUGGCUCGAGACCGCCUUGGAAGACCACCGGAUGCAAUGCAUGCCUCCGCCUGAGCUUAUGGGAACAGGGCUGGAGAGUGUCCAGGCAGCAAUGGACGAAUUGGCCGGGGGAACUGUGAGCGGAAGGAAAUUAGUGGUCCGUCUUUAA
Molecule: messenger RNA, 1125 nt
Organism: Fonsecaea nubica
Lineage: Eukaryota; Fungi; Ascomycota; Eurotiomycetes; Chaetothyriales; Herpotrichiellaceae
Exons: 1
Coding region: 1-1125 (374 amino acids)
Molecular function (GO): oxidoreductase activity, acting on NAD(P)H
Source: RefSeq, a predicted model, not a curated record